UCGUUGAGCCCUCCUCCGCACACGUGUCCCGCCGGCCUCCUCCCGUCCCGUCCCCACACGCCACCACCCCACUCCCUCCCCAGCCGCACGAGCCCUCCGCCGGCGACGCGAGCCGCACCUCAAGUUCACUCCAACUUGGCCUCUCCUCCGCCUCGAAGCGACGCGACGCGGAGACGCCACGGAAGCUGCCGACCCAGCCCAGCCAUGGCCACGGCCGUGAUCUGCCUCGCGCGCCCCGCCGCUUUCCUCCCGCCGGCGGCCGCCCGUUCACCGUCUCUUCGGCCUUCCCCGCGCGGGCGCGUCAUGCGCCUGCGCCUGCGCGUGAGUUGCCGUGCCGGCGGGGACGAGGAGGGGGAGGGGAAGGGGGAGGAGGAGGCGCCGGAGUCGCUGUUCGCGAGGGAGCUGAGGCGGCGUGGGAUGGCGACGGGGGCCUCGCCGUCGUCGGCGGGUGAGAAGCAGGCGGAGGAGGGGGGACCGGAGGCGGGGAGGAAGCGCGGGGUGGCCGCGGCGGAGUUCGAGAGGGCCGCCGCGGCGGGUGAAGGGGCCGACGGGCAGAGGGAGCGGUCCAUGGCACUCAACAGCGAGGGCCUCGAGGGUCUUGUUCCACGGGCAAAGUUACUGUUGUCACUUGGUGGUACCUUCUUCCUGGCAUUUGGUCCUCUGAUUCUUGUCACCGUUUCUCUCUUUGCUGCUUUAUAUGUGUACUUUGGACCGAGUUUUGUACAUGAUGCAAGCAAGAUGCCCGUUUCGCCACGGCCCUACAUUGAUCCAUACGAGCUACUGGAAGACGAGAGGCUGUCCCUGCCCUCCCCAGAUGUGUUCUAAACCUGAAUAGCGCAAGAAACAAGUGCAGAACUGAUCAUAAGAAAUGAUCAUGCAUAGCUCAAUAUUUUCUUUUUUUGCUACUAGCCAUGUAGUUGUAAAUUCAAAGAUAGUUGUAGACUGUUAUAACCUAACAUUUCCGCAUGAUAUGUUUUAUAGAUAUCGCGUCAAAAGCCA
Messenger RNA from Phragmites australis (common reed), 999 nucleotides. RefSeq lists its product as uncharacterized. NCBI's taxonomy places the organism in Eukaryota, Viridiplantae, Streptophyta, Magnoliopsida, Poales, Poaceae. The record is from RefSeq and is a predicted model, not a curated record. The transcript is spliced from 3 exons. The coding region runs from base 205 to 825 and encodes 206 amino acids.